AUGGUUCAUGAGAAGGAUUUUGGUCAAUCUUAUCAAAGGAGGACAAAGGCUCGUUUUGAUCCUCAAGCACAAAGCGACGUACCAUCGCAGCCGCCUGCUUUAGAGGGCAGUGGUAGCGAGAGUGGCAGUGGUGGUGGCCAUUGUCGUAUCCGUAAGGUCACUAGAAAGGUGCGGGCUUCACAUUCAAGUAAUAUUCGCAUUGAUGAGACAGUUCAAACUGUCAAUGUGCCUCGUGGUAGUGCUUUGCCACCUAGAGGAGGAAGGGAAAUAGCAGGGAGAGGCAAACGAAAGGCAGUUGCAUCUGGCUUAGGGGCACAAGAUAAUGAAAUAGAAGAGGAUGUGAAACAACAACAAGAAAGGACUGUUUUUCCACCGUUAAAGCUUUACAGACCCUAUCGUGCAUUUUUACAUUCAACUUCCGAGGAAGAAGUGAGUGAGCCUGAGGUUUUUGAGAAACCUUGGGAUUGGUACGAUCAAGCUCAAGCCACCGCUGUUAGCACCAGAACAUCUCAUGCUCAAGUUCGUGAUGAUGAGGAAGAGACUGAGGAAGAAGAAGAGGACUUGGGUGGUGCCGAGGAGAGCUCACAUGAUGAUGAUAGCGACAAUGGAGAUGGAGAUGAGGACUAUGAAGAGGACAACGAGUGA
Molecule: messenger RNA, 645 nt
Organism: Phragmites australis (common reed)
Lineage: Eukaryota; Viridiplantae; Streptophyta; Magnoliopsida; Poales; Poaceae
Product: histone H2A.Z-specific chaperone CHZ1-like
Exons: 2
Coding region: 1-645 (214 amino acids)
Source: RefSeq, a predicted model, not a curated record